This is a messenger RNA of Pseudomassariella vexata, 234 nucleotides long. Its product is annotated as ankyrin repeat-containing domain protein. Gene Ontology annotation, molecular function: protein binding. The record is from RefSeq and is a predicted model, not a curated record. The annotation marks the transcript as partial. NCBI's taxonomy places the organism in Eukaryota, Fungi, Ascomycota, Sordariomycetes, Amphisphaeriales, Pseudomassariaceae. Gene Ontology annotation, cellular component: cytoplasm; nucleus. The transcript has a single exon.
GACGAGAACGGUAGAACACAACUUCACCACGCUGCAUUGAAGGGUCAAGUGGAGCAAAUACGGUCUCUCCUUUUUGCCGGGGCUCCUGUUGACGUUAAAGACCAUUCCGAAAACGAGCCACUGCACUAUGCUGUCAUAACAGCCAACCUGGAAGCCACAAAACUCCUCGUGCAGUUCGGUGCCGACGUCAACGCCAAGGGCCACCUGGGACGUACACCGUUGCACUGGGGGGUC